AUUUUCAUUUAGGAGAUUAAUCUGUUAAACAGAGGGAGAGAGAGAGCGCGUUGAGAUGGUCUGUUGUAGCUCUCCAAGCACAUUCAAUUUCAUUCGUAAUCUAUUCUUCAAUGACUGUAGAAGAUAUUCCAAAGCAGGGAGAUGAAGCUGAGAGGGCAGAAAGAUCCGUUGGUUGGAUGUUCUGGAAGACAAGACGGUACAUUGUUGUCCUCAUGAUCUUCCUAGGAUUCUUCAGCAUCUACUCCAUUAGAGUAUGUCUCAGUGUGGCCAUUGUAGCCAUGACGGAGAAGUUCAACAUGACCCUCGACAAUGGAACAAUUGUUGAGGAUCAGCACUUUGAUUGGAAUUCAAAGCAACAGGGUCUCAUCCUCAGUUCCUUCUUCUACGGCUACAUCUGGACUCAAGUGCUCGGUGGUGUAUUGGCAUCGAAAUUCGGUGGUUAUUAUAUUUUCGUUUUUGGCGUCGGAGGAUCAGCCUUGAUGGCUCUCCUAACUCCCGUUGCAGCAUCCUUCAGCAUUUACAUGCUAAUGACUGCUCGGAUCCUCGAAGGCCUAUUUGAGGGUAUAAAUUUUCCCUCAAUGCACGCCCUGCUCAGUCGUUGGGCUCCAGUCUAUGAAAGAUCACGAAUGGCAAGUUUCUGUAUUGCUGGCUGCUACACAGGAACUGUUGUAGCGCUCCCUCUCUCCGGAUUAUUGGCUUCGACGUUAGGAUGGAAGAGUAUUUUCUACUUUUACGGAUGCUUUGGGGCAGCAUGGGCUAUUCUGUGGCUUAUCCUUGUGAGAUCAUCUCCAGAAACAGAUGGCUUCAUCUCAAAAGAAGAACGGAGCUACAUUGCAAAGAGUUUGGGAAAUGAGACGGAAGAAAAGAAGAAGAUUGUUCAUCCUUGGAAGGCAAUUUUGACAUCAAUGGCUGUUUGGGCAAUAGUUGUGUCGCAUUUUUCACAAAAUUGGGGAUUUGAUACUUUCCUAACACAGCUGCCAACCUUCCUUAAUGAUAUUCUUGGACUUGAAAUACAGGCAACGGGAAUAAUAUCAGCUCUACCUUACUUGACGCUUAGUUGUCUGCUAGUUGUAGGAGGUUACUUUGCAGAUUGGUGCCAGAUUAGAGGAUAUCUUACAACAGGACAGGUUCGACGAUACUUCAACUGUGGAGCUUUCGUUUUGCAGUGCUUGUUUGUCCUGCUAGCAGCCUUCUUGAGCAAUUCUGUUGGAAUUAUUCUCAGUUUAACUUUGAGCGUAGGACUGGGAGCUUUUGCCAACAUCGGGUACAUGAUCAAUCCUCUGGAUCUGGCCCCUAAUCAUGCAUCUGUGAUAUUUGGCAUCUCUAACACAAUAGCCAAUAUUCCAGGGAUCAUUAGCCCCCUCUUAGCAGGUGCAAUUGUAACCGACAAAGCCAGAGAACAAUGGCAGAUUGUUUUCUUUAUUGUUGUUGCCAUCAAUGUGAUCGGAUGCUUAGUUUACUGGUUCUUUGCAAAAGGAGAACUCCAACCGUGGGCUCAGACGUCAUCAGAUUGUAUUGAAACAUCCCAAGAUCGUCAUAAAAUUGAAGAAAAAAGCGCAGAUAAUGAGAAGUCGUCAUAAACUAGCUCAUGAUCGUAAAAUAAAUUGUAUGAAAAAAAAGGUCUCUUUAUCACCAAACUAUAGUUUCACUAAAGUUGGAUGUUCUCAAUUGAAAGUUCAGUAUUUUGGAGAUCUUCGAACUGGUAGGAUGUGGCCAAAGUGUUUGUUUAAUGUAAUUAGACAAGUAAUUGGUGAAAAGAGUUCUAAGAAGUGAUUAAAUCUGUUUUAAUUUCAAA
Molecule: messenger RNA, 1795 nt
Organism: Lutzomyia longipalpis
Lineage: Eukaryota; Metazoa; Arthropoda; Insecta; Diptera; Psychodidae
Product: sialin-like
Exons: 5
Coding region: 111-1580 (489 amino acids)
Biological process (GO): monoatomic anion transport; transmembrane transport
Cellular component (GO): plasma membrane
Molecular function (GO): transmembrane transporter activity
Source: RefSeq, a predicted model, not a curated record